Phlebotomus papatasi is the source of this 3758-nucleotide messenger RNA. RefSeq lists its product as uncharacterized. NCBI's taxonomy places the organism in Eukaryota, Metazoa, Arthropoda, Insecta, Diptera, Psychodidae. The transcript has 6 exons. Bases 677 to 3298 code for a protein of 873 amino acids. The record is from RefSeq and is a predicted model, not a curated record.
UCAGUCAAGUCUGGUCUCUGGCAAAGUGCACAACAGUUGAGGACUGUGUGUAUAGCCUCAAGAUAGAUCACGAUCAUCUUGCAUCAUUUCAUCACCAUCUUGCCAAUUUCAGCAAAUAUCGUGCGAUUUAUUGCACUCUGAAGAGUCAUCAAACUUUUUGUACAGUGAUCUUUUGAGGUCUAUUCGAGUGAUUUCUGUGAUCGAUCGUUUAAGACAUCUUUUAUUUUUUUUUAAUGGUUUUAUAUUGUAUGUUGUGUAGUGUUCUUGCGAUCGUGCUUGAUCGUCUUUGGUGUUCAAAUUGUGCACAUUUUCCUUCCACAAUUGUACGCGCUUGACCGGUUUUCUUUCGUCAAGACCUCCUCCUCCUCCUCCUCCUCUACCGUCCCCCGCGUACUUUUUCUACCACUCUUUGGCGACUUUUGUUACUUCAUCGCCUCUCGGCGGAAUGCUAAAAAAGCCAGUGAUCUGGAACGUCUAAGACCAGAACACAGGCUCUGCUGUAUAUGAUAUUGUGUUGUGCUGAAAGAAUUCCAUUUGUGAACAAUGUUUGGUAUUCUGUUGCGACAGUGUGUACAGACAACUCCUUCAAGAUUAGCAUCUUGAACAGGCAAAUAGUGAAUAUAUUCCAAUUGUUUGGAUAUUUUUGAAACCUUAGGAGUUUCAAUUGGUGAUUAAAAUGUGGAAUAAAUUGUUCAAGAGAAAAAGCAGUAAGGGUCUACUGAAGACCCAUCAAAAAGCCGGAAUUGAUAAUGGCAAGUGCAAUAGAGAUAACGAUGAAGAUGGUGAUACAUGGAGUGAUUCUGGAAGUCAAUCAGUCGACAGUGUCUCUGUCAAUGACCCGAAAACUAUGGCAAUUCAUCAAUUCCGAAACCACUUCAAUUCAUCUUCUACUUCAUCAGCAGCAUCUUCAGUAUACGACAGUAUGUUUGAGAAGGCGACUGAAAUGGAACUGGAACCUUGCCCAUUCUGUGGUCGUACCUUUGUUCCAUCCACCCUCGAGAAGCACGUGACAAUUUGUGAGAAAACAGCCACGAAGAAACGCAAGCAAUUCGAUUCAUCGAGACAGAGAUUGGAGGGUACCGAGCUGGCUACAUAUCUGCCAAAAAGCUAUGGUUUGACCAACGGAAGAGAUUCACGAGUUUCACCACCAAAAACGAAUACACUCAGACGAGGAUCACAUAUGCGAUCACCGUCCAUCGAGAGGCGAUCUUCAACACAAUCACUGAAUUCCGUGGGGAAAGAAUCGAACAUUGGAACAUCAGGAAGAAAACGUGCAAUUGCACCUCCCCAGGCAGAAAAAUGUCCCCACUGCGAAAGGACAUUUGGGAUGAGGGCCUACGAUCGUCAUGUGGAAUGGUGCGGAGAAAAGGCCAAACUACUCGACAAGAGCACCUCACCAACUGUAAGUGCGGCAAAAGAGCGUCUCAAUGCAAGAAUCAACUACAAAGCACCGUCCCUCAAAACAAAACGUGGAAUGAAUAGAGAGAAAUACUCGCCAGGUUUUGAUGAUUGCUAUUCAGAAUGUGGCACAAUGACGCCCAAUUCAAUUGUCUCCUGCAAUCCAAGAAUUGACUUUGGGCGAAAGAACUCGACAAACUCAAUGACGUCAUCAAUUACAAGCGAAAGUGGCUUUUCUGACAAAUACGAUCCCUUUGUUUCGGCCAAGCGCCAACUGGAAGAACUCUUCUCACCAUCACAGCCCACAAAACCCGUUCCAACUACAAGAAAAUCCCCUGGAAAAAGCCUUCAUACAAAUGGAUCGAAACCAAACAAUCUUACAAGUCCAACAUCUCAGCUCAAUCAACUGAAAACCUCCAACUUCCGACGAACAUCUUCCCUGCGAAUGCCCAAAAAAACCUCUCCGCCAAAGACAUUCUACCAAUCACGCCCAUCCGUAUCCAAAAUCCAACGUGGUAUUUCGGAUGAAGGUCCCAUAAGCUCAAAUUUCGUCAAACCAGAGGAGUACGAUGAGAUGCCAGUGAGAUCGGUGUAUGCAACAGAUUUCGCAGGAAAGAAAUCUCCAGCUCAGACUCCAACAAGUCUCACCAGUCGAAGAAAUUUGCGACUGGAUCUCAAAAAGACCAAUCUUCCAUCCAGUGAUUUUCCAAUUGCCAAGACGGAUUCUCUAGCUGUCUUUCUCAACUACGAACGUGAUCUCAAUGCUGCUCCAUCAAUGUCAGAGAAGGAAUUGAAAGACAAGAGUAACAGUUUGAGAUCACAACAAAAGACACCGUCAGAUUCUCCAGAAGUGGCUGAAAUGCAAAUUCGACCAUCACGUUUGGCACCUCUGGACAAACCACCAAAACUAACCCCCAUCACCCUGGAUCAAAUCCUAAAGCCCCACGAGAAGAUCGACGGAGGAACAUUUAUUGAUCCUAAACUUAUAAAUUUGUGUGAUAAUCUCACGGUGAAUGUGGGUAAAUUAUCAUCAGACUCCUCUGAGACGGUGAGUAGCAGUGGAUCGCACGAGACGAUGAAAUCACCCACCAAAAUUCCCGAUAAUCGCAUCACGAGCAACAACCAAAGAAAUACCUGUCCAGAGAAGAAUCGUACACAUUUGAGGCGACAAGUGAAGCUCGAUCGAAAUAAUUUUCUAUUCGAUAUGGCACCCAAAAGUGCUCCAGUGGAUGCACCCUCAGAUCCCUACAGUGAUGCCUAUGAUCAAACCAUUGAGCUAAUUGAUGCUGAUACCAGGAAAAUUCCUGCAAAUUUCGACGAGAUCUUCAAUGAUUUUGAUUUUGACGAAUUUCUCACGUCUUUUGAGGAUGACGACCAAUUUCCCAUCUUCAGGGAUUACAAAGAGCUUAUGCUCAAUCGACAGAGACGCGGAAGAGAUAAGACAGCUGAUGAUAAUUCCCUCCACAGAUCGCCACCAGAGUGUAGGAAUAAAUCAGACGUAGAAGAUGAGAGAGUUAUCAAGAGUGAGGAGAAAAAUAUCCCAACACCGCCUAAGGAAGUUCAACAGGAAGCCGCUGAAGCGACAGAGGAGGAUGUCAGUAGUCCGGAAGUUCCCUCUCCAAUGGAACCCAUUGAUACAAAUUACGCGGAAAAGGCAAAAUCCGCAACGACACCAAAACAGCGCGACAGCUUUGAAGAAGCUGAACACCAACUCUUGCAAAGUGUCAGGGAAUUGGAUCUAAUGUGCAGCUCCGAGGAUGACCCCAAAACUUCUACACCCAACACUCCCCUCCAGGAAAGUCCCAAAAUGUGCAAAUUCUGCCACGAAUGUGGCUCACGAUUCCUCGUGGACACAGCAAAAUUCUGCAUGGAAUGUGGCGUUAAGAGGAUUGUCAUGUAAAGAGAAAAAGCUUCCUCUAAAAAAAAAUUUUAUGAUCUACACUAAUGCUGGUCAAAAGAAUCUAGUUCUGUUUUUUUUUAUACAAUCAACAAAAUAUACAUUUACUUUUAAUUGCUAAACAAUUAAUUAAAAUUAGCGUGUGAAAUAGUGAGGAGAAAAUUGUAGUUUUUAAGUUACCAUCCUAACUUUUCAAUUUAUGUAUAACACAAAACUAUUUAAUGCAGACUAAUAAGAGACUGAGAUUAUGGAUUUUUCACAUGAAAAAAAGAAACUGGAAAAAAAUCACCAAUUUUAGGUGGUUUUAACAUGAGAGUUUUCUUUUUGUCUUUUUACAUCUUCUUCUUUCAUCACAAAAAAAAAGAGAGUUAAAAAAAUCCUAACAUCCCCUAUAUAACAAUUUUAUGCAACAAAAUAAAUUUGUGAAAUAAAGAGAUAAUAUUCAUAAAAUUAAAAAAAAAAA